AUGACAGCCUUAUAUAUGCUUGACUAUGGCGCCGGUAAUGUGCGUAGUUUAGUCAAUGCUAUCAAUCAUUUGGGAUUUGAGAUCAAAUAUAUUAAGGAACCAGCUGACCUUGCUCUUGCAGAGAAACUCAUCUUUCCUGGUGUGGGUGAUUUUGGUUUCGCUAUGCGUGCCUUGCGUUCAAAAGGCUAUGCGGAGCCUUUAAAAGCUUAUAUUGCGUCUGGAAAGCCUUUCAUGGGUAUUUGCGUAGGCAUGCAGUGUCUUUUUGAAGGGUCUGCCGAAAGUAACGAAGCUGGCCUUGGCAUUAUACCCGGAAAGCCUGUCAAAUUUGACAGCACGACAAAAGCCGUACCUCACAUGGGUUGGAAUCACUUACAGCUACUUAAAUCUUCCACUUCAACUAGCCAGCAAGAUGUUCAUUACAAUAUCGACGAAGAAAAAGUCUAUUAUUUCGUCCACUCUUAUGCAGCCCGCUAUACAGAGGAGAACAAAGAUUGGGUGCUGGCCACUACACAAUAUGGUGACGAAAUGUUUGUUGCGGCCGUUCAGAAAAACAAUGUAUUCGCGACUCAAUUCCAUCCUGAAAAAAGCGGUUAUGCUGGCUUGGCUUUAUUGAAAGCGUUUAUUACGGGGCAAGGCAUCGUUGACGAGAACACCGUUAUUUAUAAGCAACCUGUUAAACCUGAUCAUGAUACUUUCACGAAGCGUAUCAUUGCUUGUUUGGACGUGCGUUCUAACGAUCAAGGUGAUUUGGUUGUGACCAAAGGCGAUCAAUAUGAUGUGCGUGAAGCAGACGGUAACAAAGAUGUGCGUAACUUGGGUAAGCCCGUCGAGUUGGCCAAGCGAUAUUUUGAAGAAGGUGCGGAUGAAGUAACCUUUUUGAAUAUUACCAGUUUCCGUAAUUGUCCCUUGGGUGAUACACCCAUGUUAGAUGUCCUUAAGUUAACUUCUAAAACAGUAUUCGUGCCUUUGACAAUCGGCGGGGGCAUUCGCGAUGUAACAGAUCCUGAUGGUACUUUCCACCCAGCUUUCGAGGUAGCAGGUGAAUAUUUCCGUUCCGGUGCCGAUAAGGUUUCUAUCGGUAGUGAUGCUGUGUAUUCUGCCGAAGAAUUCAUUGCUAACGGAGGUAAAAAAACUGGCAAGACUGCAAUUGAGACUAUUGCAGAGGCUUAUGGCUGUCAGGCUGUUGUUAUUUCUGUGGAUCCUCGACGAGUGUAUAUCAAGGACCCUAAAGAUACCACCCACCAUACUGUGAAGUGCUCUGUUCCGGGCCCCAAUGGUGAGCAAUAUUGUUGGUAUCAGUGUACAGUGAAGGGUGGCCGUGAAGGUCGUGAUUUGGAUGUUAUUCAGUUAGUAACAGCUUGUGAACAAUUGGGCGCUGGUGAAAUUUUACUGAACUGUAUGGAUCGUGAUGGUACCAAUUCCGGCUUUGAGCUGGAACUGAUCAAUGCGGUACGUGGUGCAGUUACUAUUCCCGUUAUUGCUUCAAGUGGCGCUGGUUGUGUUGAACAUUUCUCUGAGGUCUUUGAAAAGACAGGUGUAGAGGCUGCUUUAGCCGCUGGUAUUUUCCAUCGUCGUGAAGUUCCUAUUCAGUCUGUCAAAGAGCAUGUUCAAAAAGCAAAUGUUGCCAUUCGACCUAUAGACACGACCAUUUUGUAA
Mycotypha africana is the source of this 1656-nucleotide messenger RNA. RefSeq lists its product as uncharacterized. Bases 1 to 1656 code for a protein of 551 amino acids. The record is from RefSeq and is a predicted model, not a curated record. NCBI's taxonomy places the organism in Eukaryota, Fungi, Mucoromycota, Mucoromycetes, Mucorales, Mycotyphaceae. The transcript is spliced from 2 exons. Gene Ontology annotation, biological process: L-histidine biosynthetic process. Gene Ontology annotation, molecular function: imidazoleglycerol-phosphate synthase activity; oxo-acid-lyase activity.